Molecule: messenger RNA, 2795 nt
Organism: Urocitellus parryii (Arctic ground squirrel)
Lineage: Eukaryota; Metazoa; Chordata; Mammalia; Rodentia; Sciuridae
Gene: Flrt1
Product: fibronectin leucine rich transmembrane protein 1
Molecular function (GO): protein binding
Source: RefSeq, a predicted model, not a curated record
CUGCAGCAACGUUGGCAGGAGCCCCUGGAGCAAGACCCCAGUCGCACCACAGGCUCCACUGACAGCCGUGAAGGAGGUGUUGAGGCUCCAGGUGAGGUGGGGCCCGGCUCCCCCAGCCGUCCACCAUGGUGGUGGCACACCCUGCUGCCACCGCCACCACCACACCUGCCACCACCGUCACGGCCACGGUUGUGAUGACUACGGCCACCAUGGACCUGCGGGACUGGCUGUUCCUCUGCUACGGGCUGAUCGCCUUCCUGACGGAGGUCAUCGACAGCACCACCUGUCCCUCCGUGUGCCGCUGUGACAAUGGCUUCAUCUACUGCAACGACCGGGGGCUCACCUCCAUCCCCGCGGACAUCCCCGACGACGCCACCACCCUGUACCUGCAGAACAACCAGAUCAACAACGCGGGCAUCCCCCAGGACCUCAAGACCAAGGCCAACGUGCAGGUCAUCUACCUGUACGAGAACGACCUGGACGAGUUCCCCAUCAACCUGCCCCGGUCCCUGCGCGAGCUGCACCUGCAGGACAACAACGUGCGCACCAUCGCCCGCGACUCCCUGGCCCGCAUCCCGCUGCUGGAGAAGCUGCACCUGGACGACAACUCCGUGUCCACCGUCAGCAUCGAGGAGGACGCGUUUGCCGACAGCAAACAGCUCAAGCUGCUCUUCCUGAGCCGGAACCACCUGAGCAGCAUCCCCUCGGGGCUGCCCCACACGCUGGAGGAGCUGCGGCUGGACGACAACCGCAUCUCCACCAUCCCGCUGCACGCCUUCAAGGGCCUCAACAGCCUGCGGCGCCUGGUGCUGGACGGCAACCUGCUGGCCAACCAGCGCAUCGCCGACGACACCUUCAGCCGCCUGCAGAACCUCACGGAGCUCUCGCUGGUGCGCAACUCCCUGGCCGCCCCGCCCCUCAACCUGCCCAGCGCCCACCUGCAGAAGCUCUACCUGCAGGACAACGCCAUCAGCCACAUCCCCUACAACACGCUGGCCAAGAUGCGCGAGCUGGAGCGGCUGGACCUGUCCAACAACAACCUCACCACGCUGCCCCGCGGCCUGUUCGACGACCUGGGGAACCUGGCGCAGCUGCUGCUCCGGAACAACCCCUGGUUCUGCGGCUGCAACCUCAUGUGGCUGCGGGACUGGGUGAAGGCGCGGGCCGCCGUGGUCAACGUGCGGGGCCUCAUGUGCCAGGGCCCCGAGAAGGUCCGCGGCAUGGCCAUCAAGGACAUCACCAGCGAGAUGGACGAGUGCUUUGAGACAGGGUCACAGAGUGGGGCGGCCAACGCAGCGGCCAAGACCACGGCCAGCAACCACGCCUCCGCCACCACGCCCCAGGGCUCGCUCUUCACCCUCAAGGCCAAGAGGCCUGGGCUGCGCCUCCCUGAUUCCAACAUCGACUACCCCAUGGCCACGGGUGACGGUGCCAAGACCCUGGUCAUCCAGGUGAAGCCCCUGACAGCUGACUCCAUCCGCAUCACGUGGAAGGCCACGCUCCCUGCCUCCUCCUUCCGGCUCAGCUGGCUACGCUUGGGCCACAGCCCGGCCGUAGGCUCCAUCACAGAGACCCUGGUGCAGGGGGACAAGACCGAGUACCUGCUGACAGCCCUGGAGCCUAAGUCCACCUAYAUCAUCUGCAUGGUCACCAUGGAGACCGGCAAUACCUACGCGGCCGAUGAGACACCGGUGUGUGCCAAGGCAGAGACGGCGGACAGCUAUGGCCCCACCACCACGCUCAACCAGGAGCAGAACGCCGGUCCCGUGGCAGGCYUGCCCCUGGCCGGCAUCAUCGGUGGGGCCGUGGCUCUCGUCUUCCUCUUCUUGGUCCUGGGGGCCAUCUGCUGGUACGUGCACCGGGCUGGUGAGCUGCUGACCCGGGACAGGGCCUACCACCGAGGCAGCCGCAAGAAGGACGACUAUAUGGAGUCGGGGACCAAGAAGGACAACUCCAUUCUGGAAAUCCGUGGCCCGGGGCUGCAAAUGCUGCCCAUCAACCCUUACCGCGCCAAAGAGGAGUACGUGGUCCACACCAUCUUCCCCUCCAACGGCAGCAGCCUCUGCAAGGGCACGCACACCAUCGGCUACGGCACCACGCGGGGCUACCGGGAAGGCGGCAUCCCCGACAUAGACUACUCCUACACCUGAGGCCGGCUCCCCCAGCCCCAGCCCAGCCCUGUCCCCAAGGCCGACCCUGGGUGGUGACAGGCUCCGCCCAGCCCGCUGCAACCCAAGAGAGCAAGGAAGAGAAGGUCCAUGACGACCGUCCAGCAGAAGGCCAAGUUUGGGGAGGGUCAUCGAUUUUGUAGAACACGACAGUGAAAAAAAAAAAAUUUUUUUUUUUUUCUCUAAACGAAUAGAAGGCAGGAGGGGAUUCCGCGUUGCUGGAGAGUGACUUACACCGCGUCGCGCCAGUUGGGGAAGGGAAGGCUAAAGAGAUAACUGCAGAAAGGGUUGGGCUGGGGAUUUUUUUUUUUUUCCUGAAGUGGGAAGAUACUACCUGUGCAACGUCUGUGGACACCUCGCGCUCUGUUCAGGGCCGUCACAAAAGAACCGUCAGGGAGAAGCAGCUGAUCCGAAGCCCGCAUGCAGCGAUUCUACUGCCAGCCCCUGGCUGGCCACGAUGUGAUGGAAGGAUUUCGGGACCCCCACAAAGGGGAAGGGAGAAGAAGAGAUCUUUCGCUACGGAGAUAUUGUCCUGAAACCUCUUCCCUGGUUCUUCCCAUGCCAUUUCCCUUACAGAUUUGCAGAAAUACGGCAUCUUCCACUGCGUUCUUGGAACAAUUAAUGUAG